Molecule: messenger RNA, 1857 nt
Organism: Gadus morhua (Atlantic cod)
Lineage: Eukaryota; Metazoa; Chordata; Actinopteri; Gadiformes; Gadidae
Gene: snap29
Product: synaptosome associated protein 29
Exons: 6
Coding region: 222-1004 (260 amino acids)
Biological process (GO): synaptic vesicle fusion to presynaptic active zone membrane; exocytosis; synaptic vesicle priming
Cellular component (GO): SNARE complex; plasma membrane
Molecular function (GO): syntaxin binding; SNAP receptor activity
Source: RefSeq, a predicted model, not a curated record
GUACAGUUCGAUUUUACGUAAUGUAGUACUAAGCGUUCAAUUUGACAUUGAUUUAAAAAGGCUUCAUACUUUAUACUUGAAAAUUGGAUAGUGUCUGAUGAAUACUGGGAGGUUUAUUAUAGUCGUUCGAGGGAAGCAAUUGACAACAAGCAGUGACGUGAACGGAAGUGUUGGACGGAAGUGUCUCGUCGUCAGCUGAUAGAGGCUAGCUUCGGUCAAAGAUGGCUUUUCCCAAGUCCAGCAACCCGUUUGCAGAUGAUGAUGAUGAAGAAGAGGGAGCGUAUGGGUCUAACGCUGGGGGAAUCGAUGAAAACGAUAGAGGUUUGAGUGAUGCUGAGAGGCGUCAAAGACACCUGCAGCAGGAGGUUAUGCGCACAGCCAAGUCUGCGGUGGACAGCAGCCACCGGUCCCUUGCUCUCAUCUACGAUUCAGAGAAGAUGGGUGUGGACACUGCAGAGGAGCUGAUGCGUCAGGGGGAGGCUCUGAAAAGGUCAGAGAAGAUGGUAGACAACAUGGAGGAAGACUUGAAGACCAGCCAGAGGCACAUCAACGGCAUCAAGAGUGUGUGGGGAGGUCUUGUGAAUUACUUCAAGGCGAAGCCAGAAACCAAGCCACCGCCUGUGCAGAACAACUCGUACCAGGCCAGCGACAAAUUACAGAAUGCCCUGUCCUCUAGUCGAGGACAUGAAGAUAAGUACCAGGCCAGUCACCCCAAUCUCAGAAAGCUCGAUACAGCAGGAUUUGGAGCCUCUGCACCAGUAGACGAUGACCCAUCUGUACAGAACGGCCAACCUAGGAACCAGCAUCUAAGGGCCGCUCAUCAUACCCUGGACACUAACCUAGAUGAUAUGUCCCUGGGACUGAGCAGACUGAAGGGCUUGGGAUUGGGUCUGCAGUCGGAGCUCGAGAGUCAAGACGACUCGCUAGAUUCUCUGAUGAACAAGGUCGAUAAGAUGGACCUGAAGGUCAACAACACCAACCAACAAAUCAAAAACCUAAAAUAAAACUGACUUGCAUACAAACUUUGAGAGACAGAAGUAGAUGGCUUCUUUAUUGCUGGGUAUCAAAGCUGUCCAUAGCAGAAUGACGUAACUAUUAUUUUUUAUCAAAAUGAAUGAAAUACACAUUGUAUUUUAGCUAUUUAGCUUUUUUGCUUACAUGGAUCUUCCUCCUUUUUAUUUGCUGCCUACUAACACAGGCGGUUUUGAUGCCUAAAGCCCAUCCGUUAGUUUUUAUUGAAAAGAAUAUUAUUAAGUACAUAUGCAUGUGUGUCUUAUGACUCUACUCAAUUGAGAACAUUUACUCUAAUUUUCAUUGAAAUGUUUUCAAACAAAAUCAACUGAUUGACCACAUUUGAUUGUGUUUCCAUAUUUUUGAAGGAGAUAUGUACAGAGACUAUAGAAAUGUGCUCAUGCUCCAGCAGCAAGCAGUUACCAAAUGACUACAUGUGUAAAUGUUUUAAUCAAACAAGGUAUCUUAACAUGUUAUGUUUUGCCUAAUACAUCUUGCCUUACUCUUUUUUCUUGCCUAACUCUUUUAUUUUGUUGUGCCUGCUAUUAAAAUCCUCCAAAUGUUUUUUCCUUUCCCAAUUUUGAUUAGUUGUAUUCUUUUCUAGGGUGAUUGAAUCAACUUGACUUUUAGUGCAUAUCUUUUUAAGAUGUAUUUGUGACGUGAAUAAGGAUGUUUUUGAGGCAGAUAUAAUGUGAACAGUGGGGCUGCAUUCUGUGAAUAUAAAAAGUUGAAUUUCAUAAUGAGACAAACACUUUAAAUGACCUACAAUAGGAGACUAGAGAAACCACUAACUUGCUCCAAUUGAAGGAUCUGCUGUUUGAAAUCUAUUAAAUAACGUUAAUCUAA